ACAUGGAUUCAAGUGAAUUCCGGAGGAGAGGGAAGGAGAUGGUGGAUUAUAUAGCUGACUAUCUGGAAGGCAUUGAGGGACGUCCAGUGUACCCUGAUGUGGAGCCUGGCUACCUUCGGCCCCUGAUCCCCGCCACUGCCCCCCAGGAACCAGACGCAUAUGAAGACAUUAUCAGAGACAUUGAGAAGAUAAUCAUGCCGGGGGUAACACACUGGCACAGCCCCUAUUUCUUCGCUUACUUCCCCACGGCGAGCUCAUACCCAGCCAUGCUUGCAGACAUGCUGUGUGGGGCUAUCGGCUGCAUUGGCUUCUCCUGGGCUGCAAGCCCAGCGUGCACAGAGCUGGAGACAGUGAUGAUGGAUUGGCUGGGGAAGAUGCUGGAGCUGCCAGAGGCCUUUUUGGCUGGAAGAGCUGGGGAAGGGGGAGGAGUGAUCCAGGGGAGUGCCAGCGAAGCUACCUUGGUGGCCCUACUGGCUGCUCGGACCAAAGUGACCCGCCAGCUGCAGGCAGCCUCCCCCGAGUUGACACAAGCUGCCAUCAUGGAAAAGCUGGUCGCUUACACAUCCGAUCAGGCACACUGCUCUGUAGAAAGAGCUGGAUUAAUUGGUGGAGUAAAGUUAAAAACAAUCCCUUCAGACGGCAACUACUCCAUGAGAGCGUCUGCUCUUCAGAAGGCCCUGGAGCAAGACAAAGCAGCUGGCCUGAUUCCAUUCUUUGUGGUUGUUACACUGGGAACCACAUCUUGCUGCUCCUUCGACAAUCUCCUAGAAGUAGGACCCAUCUGCAACCUGGAGGGUGUGUGGCUACACAUUGAUGCUGCAUAUGCUGGCAGUGCCUUUAUCUGUCCUGAGUUCAGGUAUCUUCUGAAUGGUGUGGAGUUUGCAGAUUCCUUUAACUUUAAUCCCCACAAGUGGCUUUUGGUGAAUUUUGACUGCUCUGCCAUGUGCUUUAUCCACUGGCAGAUUCCCCUGGGGCGGAGAUUUCGCUCUUUGAAAAUGUGGUUUGUUUUCAGAAUGUACGGAGUCAGGGGCCUGCAGGCUUACAUCCGCAAGCACGUGGCACUGUCUCAUGAGUUUGAGUCUCUGGUACGCCAGGACCCUCGCUUUGAGAUCUGCACAGAAGUCGUUCUUGGGCUGGUCUGCUUCCGGCUAAAGGGCUCCAACCAGCUGAACGAAACUCUUUUACAAAGGAUAAACAGCGCCAAAAAAAUCCACUUGGUUCCGUGUCAUCUCCGAGACAAGUUUGUGCUGCGCUUUGCGGUGUGCUCCCGCACUGUGGAGUCUAUCCACGUGCAGCUGGCCUGGGAACACAUCAGAGAGCUGGCAAGCAGCGUGCUGAGAGCUGAGAAGGAGUGAAAGCAGAGCUGCUGCAGAGAUCAAAAGUUGAAAAGAAGUAGACCUGCAAAGUGGAAUGAGAGAAAACUAAUCACCACCCCGUCUUCGUGAAAUCACGGUUGUAUGUGGCUUCGUGUCUGUCUCCAAAACUAACCAGAAACCUGUGAUUGACUUUUUAGUGACUUGUCAAUGAAGUAGUUUCUGUAUUAUACAGGGAGAUAAGUUUUCUGUGUGCAGAGCUGAUGCCAGUGGCUCUAGCCCUUGUUCUUUAUUUGGCUGUGAUUUUUGUUGAUAAUAACAUGUCUUUGUGUUCAUAAAACCAUUGGUGGUAGGAAAGACUUACUUUAUUUUCCAGAAAGUCUUUGGUCUUACCUUCAGACUAUGUCUAUGGCAGUUAGCUUGUCCUAUGUGGCUCAAUGCUUAAUAAACA
Messenger RNA from Peromyscus eremicus (cactus mouse), 1764 nucleotides. It is a transcript of the gene Ddc, whose product is annotated as dopa decarboxylase. Gene Ontology annotation, biological process: amino acid metabolic process; catecholamine metabolic process; serotonin biosynthetic process. Gene Ontology annotation, molecular function: pyridoxal phosphate binding; aromatic-L-amino-acid decarboxylase activity. The transcript is spliced from 13 exons. Lineage: Eukaryota; Metazoa; Chordata; Mammalia; Rodentia; Cricetidae. Bases 3 to 1355 code for a protein of 450 amino acids. The record is from RefSeq and is a predicted model, not a curated record.